Macrobrachium nipponense is the source of this 4016-nucleotide messenger RNA. Its product is annotated as zinc finger protein OZF-like. Gene Ontology annotation, biological process: regulation of transcription by RNA polymerase II. Gene Ontology annotation, cellular component: nucleoplasm. The transcript has 2 exons. The record is from RefSeq and is a predicted model, not a curated record. Gene Ontology annotation, molecular function: DNA-binding transcription repressor activity, RNA polymerase II-specific; RNA polymerase II cis-regulatory region sequence-specific DNA binding. Bases 497 to 1729 code for a protein of 410 amino acids. NCBI's taxonomy places the organism in Eukaryota, Metazoa, Arthropoda, Malacostraca, Decapoda, Palaemonidae.
AUAAUUAUUUUGAAGGGCAACUUGCUGAAUGUUGGGUCGUUUGCUGCCUUUGCCUUUCUAUAAACAAAUUCAACCAAAUCUGCAAAAUCAACUCCUCUCUUUUCUUCCCUCAAAUGUCCAGCCAGGCUACACCACUUGUUCCGAAGAUUCUCCCUCAGAAGAACCUUCCUUCCUUCGUCAGUUUUGAUUAGCAUCAGGAUUUUGGGAAAUGCAUUUUGUUUAAUGGUACUACUUGGAACAUUACCAAUAGCAACUCUUAAAGUGUAUGAGACAGCAGUGAAUUAUUGUAUGCAUAUCUAACAAAUUUAAACAACAAGUAAAAUUUGUUUUGAAUAUUAGAUUCACACAUCAGCAGUGACAUCUGGUUGUAGUCCUUCAAGAUAUUGUACUUAAUUUUUAACAGAUUUAUUCAGUAAUUAUUUGUUAACAAUUUUAUGUUAAGAGUUGUGAAUUGAACACAUUGUCAUUACAGAACAGGACAGGGCAUAAGGCUAAAAUGAAUCUAGAACAUUCUUUAGAAUUUCCUUUGAAAAGUGAAACUGAAGGUGCAUUAUCACUGCCUUCCAUAAAUCAAGAAAACAGCAACAUGGCUGCCGUUAGUGGAACCAGUGAUGAAGACUUUUUGUCUCUGGAUCCAUUUAUGGACAUCAAAAUAGAACCAGAGGAAUUCUGUGAGUCUAAUGAAGAUGAUGAAUAUUCAUAUGAAAUGAAUUCAAUAGUGAAUGAAAAACAUCCACAAACUUGCAAAAAGGAAGUAAAACAAGAAAGAAGGAAUAUUCACAAUGGAGAGAAGCCUUUCGUAUCCACUGACUGUGAGAAAGCAUUUUACAAGAAAAUUAAUCUUACAAAUGAUAUCACAAAUCCUACCAGAGAGAAAUUCAUAUGCAAUGACUGUGGGAAAGCAUUUUCCUUGAAACAUAAUCUUAUAGUUCAUAUGAGAAUCCAUACAGGAGAGAAGUCAUUCAUGUGCAAGGUAUGUGGGAAAGCAUUUUCUCAGAAACCACAUCUUACAAGUCAUAUGAGUAUCCAUACUGGAGAGAAGCCAUUCAUGUGCAACAUAUGUGGGAAAGCAUUUCCAAGGAAAGAUCAUCUUACACAUCAUAUGAAAAUCCAUACUGGAGAGAAGCCAUUCACGUGCAAGGAAUGUGGGAAAGCAUUUUCCCAGAAACAAAGUCUUACAAGUCAUAUGAGAUUGCAUACUGGAGAGAAGCCAUAUAUGUGCAAGGAAUGUGGGAAAGCAUUUUCCCAGAAACCAAAUCUUACAAGACAUAUGACAUUUCAUACCGGAGAGAAGCCAUUCAUCUGCAAAGAAUGUGGGAAAGGAUUUCCCCGCAAACAACAUCUUACAAGUCAUAUGAGAAUCCAUACUGGAGAGAAGCCAUUCAUGUGCAAGGAAUGUGGGAAAGCAUAUUCCCAGAAACAAAAUCUUACAAGUCAUAUGAGAUUGCAUACUGGAGAGAAGUCAUAUGUGUGCAGCAAAUGUGGGAAAGCAUUUUCCCAUAAAUUAUAUCUUACAAUUCAUAUGAGAACCCAUACUGGAGAGAAGCCAUUCACGUGCAAGGAAUGUGGGAAAGCAUUUUCCCAGAAACCAAAUCUUACAAGUCAUAUGAGAUUGCAUACUGGAGAGAAGCCAUAUAUGUGCAAGGAAUGUGGGAAAGCAUUUUCCCACAAACCAAGACUUACACAUCAUAUGAGGUUGCAUACUGGAGAGGAAAAAGAAACAACAUGAUAAAAUAAACCAGUUAAGGCAGAGAUCUCUCAAAUGACCAACUAUAUGAGAGAUCAAAAUCACUCACAAAAUCUGCUCAAGAAAAUAAGGAAAAUAAAGAAAAAAUACAGAAUAGGGGAUGAACAAAUGAGUGGAAAACUGGCAGAUCACCAAGCCAAUAUAAAGGCCCUAGCUUCACAAAUAGGAAAAAAACAACAGAAGAUGAAUGUAAAACAAAUAAAUAGGCAGUUUGGUGAAAAUCCAAAGAUUGUGUAUAGGUACAUCACGAAAGAAACAGUAGAGGUACGAACACCUCCGAGCAAGGAAUACCUAGAGAAAUUUUGGAAGCCACUGUUUGAAGACCCUAGACAACACCAAGAGAAUUCAUGGAUUGACACCAUUAGGCAGAAGAACAGCCAGAAACAGCAAAUCCCACCAAUAAGGUUCACCAUCGAAAGAGUAACAAAGAAAAUAAAAGAAUAUAAUGAUUUCAAGACUACACUCAGCAGAGUGGCUCACAACAAGAAGCACCAACCUUCUCCCUAAAAAUAUAGGGCCAUCUGCUGCCUAUCAACAACCUACAAAUGAGUCACAGGAGUCAUAGCAGGCGAGAUCAAUGAACAUCUAGAUCAAGACAAAUAUACAGAAAAAGAACAAAAGAGAUGCACAAGAAACAAACUAGGUACUAAAGAUCAACUGCUAAUAAACAAAAUAAUAUUAGAAGAUUGUAAGAAGAAAAGGCAAAGGAAUCUUAAUAUGGCUUGGAUAGAUUACAAGAGGGCAUUUGACACUGUGCCGUGCACCUGGAUAUUCAAAUGUGUGGAAUUAGACAACAUCAAUGAGGAAAUAAGAUCUUUCUUGGCAGCUCAGAUGAGUAAGUGGAAGACCACUCUCUGUCUAAGGGGAAAGCAUUCCCGAAACUUUGGUGUAAAUAAAAAGAAGAAAUGAUCUCCAGUAUUCUUGCUGUCCUGUUCAUUGUCAAACUUAAGCUUACCAGGAAGGAGGGCCAAAUAGUAAUUCCAGACAUAAAGAUCCAAAGAGGAAUAUUCCAGGGGAACAGCCUUCCACGACUUCUAUUCUGCUUGAACAUAGAUCUGCUUAGUAAAAUCUUGAACAACAUUAACACUGGCUAUGACCUAGGCAAAAGCAGGAGCAGAAAAGAAUAUAAAAGAGUGAACCACCUGCUCUUCAUGGAUGACCUGAAGUUGUUUGCAGACUCAGAAGAAAAAUUGGAAGAAUAAGUUAGGACAGUCCACCAAUUCUCAAAUGACACCUGCAUGGAAUUUGGGUAGGACAAGAGUGCCACGAGUACAAUAAAGAGAGGGAAGAGAGUAACAUCAGAAGGCAUAAAGGUAGAGUUAGGCAUAUCUGUUGAAGACCAGGCAGAGGAGUAAUUGGGAAUAGAAGAAAACACUGGUAUAGAACACAAGAAAGUGAGAGAAAAGAUAAAGACAGCAUACAUCAGCCUCUUAAAGAAUUAACACCAAAGAACAAGAUCACUGUCAUAAACCAGCUGGCAAUAAUACCAUUGGUGACAUGUGGUUUUGGCAUUAUAGACUGGCCACAAGGUGAGUUAGACAGGAUGGAUAUUAAAAGAUUCUCACCCUACAUUAAGUCACAUACAGACACCAGUGUAUGGACAUAAUAUACCUCCCUCACAAAGGUGGAUUAGGCCUAGCUGAGAUCAACCAGGCCUACAGAGCAGCAAUAAUAAGUCAAGGGUAGUACUUAAAAAGCUCUGAGGAUGAAAACAUGAAAAAAGUGUUGCAACACCAUAAUGGAGCCCUGAGCCAACUAACAUCAAGCCUAAGAACUUUGCAGGAGAUCUGCUAGAAGACACAGAGGGCACUGAACAGACUCCAGCAAAAACGAUAGCCAGGAAGACCAAGCAGAAAUACAGUCACAGAGAGGAGAAACUUAGAAUGGAAAGGUGGAAAGACCAUGGAAGGGCAGGAAGAUUUCAAGACGAACUGGAAAAAGUUACAUAGACAAAGAAGAGUCACUCAGAUGGAUAAGAAAUGGAGAUCUAGGUUAUGAUGGAGAAAGAUUGAUAAUAGGAGCACAAGAUCAAGGCUUCCUGACAAACAGCUUCAAGAAAAUGGCGGGUAUAUCAGCAAAUGACCAGUGUAGGUUUUGUCAUGCAGUGGGUGAGAAUGUGAAUCAUCUGAUAUCAGCCUGCAAGACCCUGCUUACAGAUGGUCACUACACAGCCCGCCACAACAAGAUCUGUAAAUAUAUACAUUGGAAAAUAUGUAAAGAAUACAGAACUGAAGUGAAAGAAAAAGUGUGGGAGCAUGAACCAGAUCCA